Molecule: messenger RNA, 3330 nt
Organism: Triticum aestivum (bread wheat)
Lineage: Eukaryota; Viridiplantae; Streptophyta; Magnoliopsida; Poales; Poaceae
Product: pentatricopeptide repeat-containing protein At2g36240
Exons: 2
Coding region: 64-1548 (494 amino acids)
Molecular function (GO): protein binding
Source: RefSeq, a predicted model, not a curated record
CCAUGACCCGGCCACACACUCCUCUCCUCUGAUUCUCUCCCCCCUUCCCUCUCGCAGCCGGCGAUGGCCGCCUCCCGCCGCCUGGCGCGGAAGCUCCCCUCCAUCAUCUCCAAGCACCAGCGCCUCAUCUCGCCGGAGAUCGAAACCCUAGAGGAGACCCCCGAAAUCUCCACCUCACCGGCCUCCAUCCCCCUCGACCCCACCCUGCCGCUCCUCCCGCUCGCCGUCUCCCACCUCUCGCCGCCGAGCCCCCUCCCGGCGCUCCCCUCCGCGCACGCCUCGUCCCCGACGUCGCUCCUUCGCCUCCUGCGCCGCGCGCGGCACCACCCGCGCCUCGCGCCGCUCGACCUCCACCUCCUCCUCGCGGCCGCCGACGCCUCCUCGGCCUUCCGCCCCGACCACCGCCUCACGAGCCUCCUCGCCGCGCGCCUCGCGGCCUCCCGCCGCCUCCCCUCGCUGCGGCGCCUCCUCCAGCUCGUCCUCUCCCGCCCCUGCCCCUGCGCCGACGACUCCAUCUUCGCCUGCCCCGAUCUCCUCCCGACCUUCCGCAAGGCCAUCCUCGCCUUCGCCACCUCCGGCGACAUCCCCGCGGCGUCCGAAGCCCUCGCGUCCCUCCGCCGCGCCGCGGACUCGCCCCUCCCCGCCGAGUUCUACAACAUCAUCCUCCACGCCCUCGCCCGUCUCCACCGCCAUGACGACGCCAUCCGCUUCUACGGCGAGAUGACCAGCGUCCACCGCGUCGCACUGGAUGCCUACACCUUCAACAUACUCAUCAACAGCUCCUGCCGCGUCGAAGGCGUCGAUGCCGCCAUGCGGUGGUUCGAGGAGAUGCGGCGCCGGAGCUGUGCGCCGACUGGUGUGAGCUUCAAUACUCUUAUGCGCGGGUUCUUCAGAGAAGGCAGGUAUAAGGAAGGCCUUAAGGUUGCUUAUGAGAUGCUGCAGCUUGGGGCCGGGCUGUCGGUUGCUUCCAUGGAGAUUUUGAUUGGUGGGUUGUGCCGUGGAGGCGAGGCUUUGAAGGCAGCCGAGGUGUUUGCGGAGUUUUUGGUGGAUGCGGUGGUUCCGGAAGGGUUUGAUUGCUUGGAUCUUGUUGAAUCCCUGUGCCAUGUUGGAAGGGUGGACAAAGCAGUAGAAAUAGUGGAGUUGGUAUUGGAGAGGAAUAGGGCAUGCUGCUUAAGUGUCCCUGCUGGUGUAACGGUUUUGGAGUGCUUGAUGAAGGCUGGGAAGCUGGAUGAUGUGUGCCGGUUGAUGGGAAGGAUGGUUGGGGAGGGGAUUGUCCCGGAUACCAUUUCUUGUAACUGUAUAAUUGAGUCAUUUUGUGAAGCUGGGAUGAUUUCUGAUGCAAACAGGCUGAGGAUUCUGACUAAAGAGAAGGGUUUUGCAGCCGAUGCUGCGACAUAUAGCAUGCUGGUGCAGGGCUUUGGCAGGCAGGGAAGGGUGAAGGAAGGUGAGGCUGUGUUGGAUGAAAUGCUUGAUUUAGGGUUUAUACCAAACAUUGUGGCUUACAAUAGGCUUCUUGAUAGCUUACAUGUGCGGAGAUCUUUGCAAUGACAAGUGAACUCCUGUAGGCAUGUGUAUGCUCCAAACAUUUUUUGGCCACAUGGAAGCAUCAAACUGCAAGACGUCACAUAGUUUGUGCUUGGAAUUCAUGUGCAGAGACUUUGGAGGAACAUAAAACAAAACAAGGGAUAGUCGGAUAGAUGACAGUUGAGACGAGCGGUGGUCAUAAUUGCACUGACAGAAGCAUCAAACUGCAAUGACGAGUGAACUCCUCUAGGCAUGUGUAUGCUCCAAACAUUGGCCACAUGGAUGCAUCAAACUGCAAGAUGUCAGAGAGUUUCUGCUUGGAGUUCAUGUGCACAGACUUUUGCAGCGUACAGCAAAACAUGGGGUACAUGAGGCCAUCGGUUUCAUAAUUUCAUGCGAAGUUCCAAGGCUUGAAAUGAGGUCUCAACGGAGUGCUGGAAGCCUCUUCACAUGAUGUUGAUUUAUGUUUGGAUUGGUAAGGUCGACAAGGUUAGUGAUCCUGUUUAAGCACUUUCAGAAAUGGGCAUGCAGAUCAUUUUGUUCUUGUGCUGAUCUUGUACCCCAAUAAUCAGUCACUCUCAUUGUAUUGCAUAGACCUUGACUAUUAGGGGAAGUAAGAAGUUGUGUACUUAUGAUACUGUCAUGAACAAUUUUUUUAAAAUUUCUAUAUGCCUUUUUAGUAACAUUAUUUUACUCACAGUGUUUCUCAAACAUAUCAGCUGGUUUCUUUAAUGACAGUAGGCACACUGUUGUCAUUGUAUUUCAAAUUGGGUGAUUAGAGCAAACUCCCUGCAGUAAUAUAUGGGCGGCCAUGAUAUUGUUUUCUUAGUGCAACAAUGAAUAAAAUUUGCCAUAACAUAGUAACCAUAGACCGGUUGCUUCUGUUUCGUACCAUGAUAUUGGGCUUAUUCAUGUCAAGUCUGCACAACUUAUAUUCCUGUUGUUAAAUAAUUUGCACUCUGUUCAAAAUAAAAUAAAUUAAUUUGCAGUGAAAUGAAAAACCAAUUAAUCCUCACUGUAAGUAACUGAAAUAAAGGAAUUCAUUGAGAAAAGAGUGCUAAGAAGAUCCUAAACCAAGUGGUUGUAUUAAGGCCCCAGCUCGCCAAAGUGAUAGCCCGGUGACCAGUAGGUGCUUGGUGGUAGGCCUGGUGCCUGUGGAGGCAAUUGGUACGCCUCCAUUUGAAGGGACCCGCACACUGGAUGAUGAUCAUCAUGGAGCCAGCACAAGUGUUGGUGCCAUGCUGUCUGUGACUGUGCAAUUUAUGCUGAGCCGGCACGUUCGGUUUUACCGUGUUGUCUCCUGGUGCUCCUGAGUCCUAACCUGGAUUGCCGUCCAAUCCUGCUUAGCCUGGGGAUUCUAAAAUAGUUUUGCCAUAUGUGCUAGUAGUUUUCUGUUCUUUUUGGGCUUUCUUAUGUGGGCGCAUACACCUGCAACUAAAGCCUGGAUUGCUGCCCUAGGACAAAGGUCUUUAAAUCGUGGACACCGGAUUGAUAGCUUAUUGUCUUCACCAUGUUAGGUAUCGAUUAACAUUUUGGGCUAUACAUUAUAGUCUCAGACCUGGAAAGUUGAUAAAAAUAUCGUGUGUGCCAUGAUAACUUCCAAGUGUCACCCUGAUAGAAGGAUAGUGACACAUGCAUACAUCAUGCCAUUUGUAAUUUCUUAAUCUAAACUAAACUAGCAUGUAGGUUGCCCUUAAAUCAAAACUAACAGUAUGCCAUUUACUUCUUAUUAUGGGCAGCCCUCUAUAAUAAACUAGCAUGUAGGUUGCCCUUAAUCUAAACUAACAGUACGCCAUUUACUAAAAA